AUGGUCACGAACUGCGCCGCCAUCAACAUCCUCAGGAUGAACGGGUUGCCCAGGACCGCGCACAUGACGGGGAACAGCUUGGCCAUCGUCUGUGCCUGCAUUUGCGGCCGUGUCUCCACCGUGUCCACUGGGAUCCGGCAGGACCUGCCCACUUCCAUCUGCAGCGCGUCGCCUCAUGCCUUGGGCGCUGCUGGUCCCCGAGGGGCCGCUCGCGCGCCGCGGCCAAGCGCGCCGCCGCGCCUCGGGGAGCCGGGCUGCUUGCCCCUCCUGUCGCCGCGCUGGCGGGAAGCGGCUGCCGAGUAA
Molecule: messenger RNA, 303 nt
Organism: Prorocentrum cordatum
Lineage: Eukaryota; Dinophyceae; Prorocentrales; Prorocentraceae
Source: the annotation of a GenBank genome assembly